GCAGGUCGGUGUCUGUCCUGUGAUUGGUGGCUUCCUGUCCAGCAGGAAGUUGUGAACAGAGUUUAAAAGCUGCUGCAGGACUGCAGGCAUUCACAGGAAGCUGGACCAGCAAUGGCUCUGCUGAAGGUUCUGCUGCUACUGCUGCUGGGCGUCUCAGUGAACUCGGACGUUUCUCUGCAGAAGAGAAUCAUUGGAGGUUAUGACUGUGAUAACCAGCAGCGUCUUUAUUAUGUUCGGAUCAUGGGCAGAGAUGGUAAAGAACACCACGUGUGUGGAGGAUCUCUGAUCCACCCUGAGUGGAUCCUGACUACAGCUCACUGCUGGAUGUCGGAGCCAGGCUGGAGAAACAUAGCAAUGUUAAAAGUUCAUCCACUGACUGCUAACCAGCAGAAUUUGGUGAUCCAAAACAAUCCUGUGACUUACACUGACCACGGCCAGCGGCAUGACAUCAUGUUGCUGAAGCUCCAGAAACCAGUAACAGAUGUCCCUCCUGCCCGGCUACCAAAUUGCGCCAAUCGUCUUAAAGUAGGCGACACUGUUCAGUUGGCCGGAGAGGGACAAAUGAGAACCGGCCCCAAUAAUCGGCGAUUAACCUACAGUCCAAUCUCAUUGCGUCUUCAGUGUGUCGACAUGAAAGUUGUUGCUGUUUCCCAGCUCAUGCAGACACUUGGGCACACGUUCCACACUGCAGCACCAAACAAGGACGUAUGUCAUGGCGACUCGGGGGCAGCAGUGGUGUUCAACGACAUGAUUUACGGUUUGAUUUCUGGAUGUGGAAGAGAUGCAUUUCAGAUACCAGCUAUACACACUGACGUGUGUGAAUACAUGGAUUGGAUAGUAAAAACAACUGGGCUUAAAUAAAACAUAAACUCUCCUGAAAUUAAAAUUCUCAUCAAAUUCCCCCUCAGAUGUCAUUUUUUUAUAGAUAGUUGUAUCUUCAUCAGUUUGUAGAAUUAGGAUAAAUGAAUAGUUUUGUUUUUUCCCUCACCUGACCUUGAUCUCCCUAACGAAGCUUUCUCAGAAAUGGAAAAUAAAUCAAUAAAUGAAUGAAAAAGAA
This is a messenger RNA of Gambusia affinis (western mosquitofish), 1057 nucleotides long. RefSeq names its product anionic trypsin-1-like. The record is from RefSeq and is a predicted model, not a curated record. NCBI's taxonomy places the organism in Eukaryota, Metazoa, Chordata, Actinopteri, Cyprinodontiformes, Poeciliidae. Gene Ontology annotation, biological process: proteolysis. Gene Ontology annotation, molecular function: serine-type endopeptidase activity. The transcript is spliced from 6 exons. Bases 112 to 861 code for a protein of 249 amino acids.